AUGUACCCCGUCUUCUACCCCGUCGCCUCGUUAUCACAAAUUCAAUGCACACCUUCGAGAUCAGAUGGGUUGCCCGAAGAACUUGAAGCGGACCUGAGGGCCUUUGGGUGCAAGCUCAUCCAUGAAGCUGGUAUCCUUCUCAAGCAGAAACAGGUCGCUGUAGCCACAGCACAAAUACUAUUCCAGCGUUUCUGGUUUGUGACUUCGAUGAAGCAGUUUGGUAUUGGGGAUGUAGGGAUGGGCGCUCUCUACCUCGCCUCGAAGCUGGAGGAAUGCCCGCUUCGCAUGCGGGAUCUUAUCAACGUUUACGAUCUGCUUCUACAACGGACUGUGCACAAGCUGAGCAACAGCAAUACCGAAUUCAAAUACGCCGCGAUGUCAUAUUUCGGGAACACAUUCUACGACCUCAAGGAUGCGCUUGUUGUCGCCGAGAUGCAAAUAUUGAAGCGGCUAGGGUUCAAUGUCAAUGUCGUACUACCAUAUGGCACGCUCAUCAACUAUAUGAGAGUGCUAGGGCUUACAAACCACGAGGAUGCGUGUACGAAAGCUUGGGGAUACCUGAAUGACGCGCAUCAAACCCCGAUAUACGCGUUGUAUCCUAUACCGACGAUUGUCAGCGCUGCGAUAUUGCUUACAGUGCGCCACCUGAACAUCGCCUUGCCCUCAACGCCGCCGAACUGCUGGUGGGAGUUGUUUGAUGCGGAAUGGGAAGAUAUUUGGGACAUCUGCGGGCACAUAAUGAGGCUCUACCGCAAGAGGACACGAGAAGAUGAAGAACGGGUUUGGGGGAUGCUGAGCAAAAAGGAUGUCCGCAAGUGGCUGGAAGAACAUCCCCCGGAAGAGCAGGUUGAUAUGCCGCCAUCCUAG
Molecule: messenger RNA, 867 nt
Organism: Pleurotus ostreatus (oyster mushroom)
Lineage: Eukaryota; Fungi; Basidiomycota; Agaricomycetes; Agaricales; Pleurotaceae
Exons: 4
Coding region: 1-867 (288 amino acids)
Biological process (GO): regulation of transcription by RNA polymerase II
Cellular component (GO): nucleus
Molecular function (GO): cyclin-dependent protein serine/threonine kinase regulator activity
Source: RefSeq, a predicted model, not a curated record